GCGAAAUUCGUUAUUGCUGGCGUUUGGACUAUAGCCCUGGCGACAGCAGUGCCCAUACUGAUAAUGUCCAAGUUAUCGCAGCCGGCGUCAUUUUUUGUAGUGUGUAAUAGAUACAUUUGUCAUGAGGAGUGGCCUUCCAGUGAACAAAAUUACUUUUAUACUUUAGCGUUAAUGACACUGCAGUUUAUAUUACCAGUAACGGUGCUGAUCUUCACCUACGCACGCAUCGCAUACGCGGUCUGGGGCAAACGACCGCCUGGUGAGGCGGAAAAUACACGCGAUCAACGUAUGGCGCGUUCCAAGCGAAAGAUGAUUAAGAUGAUGGUAACGGUUGUUAUUGUAUUCACCAUGUGUUGGCUGCCUUUCAAUGUGCUUGUGAUUCUUAUCAACGACGAUGCCUAUAGGGAGUGGGAGCCACUGCCUUUCAUUUGGUUCGGAUUCCACUGGCUGUCCAUGUCGCAUAGCUGCUACAAUCCCAUCAUCUAUUGCUAUAUGAAUGCACGCUUUCGCGGUGGUUUCCUGCAGAUUACAUAUCGUGUGCCAUUUCUGCGUCGGAGCUGUUGUCUCAAACGCUAUCGUGGUGAACGCAAUUAUGAUGCAACCGGUGAGAUGACCUUCAAAUUCAAUGCUGAUAAUGGUGGAGGUCUGUUGAGGAAACCUAAAAUACGCAUUAGGAACGGACGACGCAUUCCACCUGCAGCGCAUGAACACGUCGACCACAUACAUCAGCACCCGAAGAAAACUCCGAGCGAAUUCUGUGCAAAUGAGUCAAUUUUCAAGUGCGGAGGCCACAGUGUUGCGGUAGUGCCAACCCCAUAAAUGUAGUCAGCGGCAGUUUGCCACACCGCCCAAACUAACGCAGGUUUAGCCGCCCAAAAAGGGCGUACACAAACUCAAUUUCACUGCAAAAUAUGUUGGAAAAUCACAAUCAGAAUAUACAACUGUAUAUAUGUAUGCAUGCAUACAAACAAAUAUGCUGCUGGCUGUUGUGGGUUGAAUCUCGUAAUAUGGAGUAUUUUAAGCAGAUUUACAGCUUGAAUUUGCAAUGCAACAAAAAUUAUAAAAAAACAUAAAUUUAUUGUAAUAAACACUUGUAUAUGUAUGUGUAAGCCUAUAUGUUAUUAACUACCUGGUAAAAUUGAUUCACACACAAAUACUUGUUUGUAAGUACAAUUGUAAAUAGGGUUAAGUUUAAGCAGAAUAUAGAGAAAGGAAAAAAAUCCCAAAAAGAAAAGAAUUUUCUCAAGUCUACAAAAGCACAGAAAAACUCAACUUUUCACCAGCAAACAAUUUUAUUUUCGGUUAAGUUAAAUACGAAAAUUUACCAAAGACAGCCUCAAGGCGUUUGUACUUUUUGUAAAACAAAUUGGUAUAUACACAAAAGCAAAUAAAAUAAUUACCUAAAAUAUGUAUGUGUGUAGGCUUUAAGAUAUAUUUUUUUUUUGCAUUCAAAGUAAAAACAUUUCUAGCUUCCCUUCGACUAUUUAGUUUGUGUUUGGCUGAUAUUACACGAGUAUUUACAUAUAUGCUUCACUUGAAUUCUUCUCUCGUUAUCUGCUAGUCUAAUGGAAACCAAAGAACUUAAUUGUAUGUAUGUAAUAUAAGCACUAACUAAUAUUAAACUAUUCCAACUUACAUAAAUGUAAUUGAAUUUCUGUAAAUGUAAGUGAUUUUAUGUACUGCAUAUGUAUGUAUGUAUUUCGUUUAAAUCGAUAUGUAUACGAAAAAAAAAAUGUCCAAAACUAAAGAAAAUUUGUAUGUAGAACGAGGAGUUAUAUACAUAUGUAUGUGAGUACGAUACACCGAAAUUUAAUAACAGAAUUUAAGGAAAAUAAGAAAUUAUGGCAAAAAUAUCUCUUAGCUUAGUGAAUUUUGAAUAUUCUUCAAUAAAUGUGA
Molecule: messenger RNA, 1896 nt
Organism: Ceratitis capitata (Mediterranean fruit fly)
Lineage: Eukaryota; Metazoa; Arthropoda; Insecta; Diptera; Tephritidae
Product: RYamide receptor
Exons: 6
Coding region: 64-819 (251 amino acids)
Biological process (GO): neuropeptide signaling pathway
Cellular component (GO): membrane
Molecular function (GO): neuropeptide receptor activity
Source: RefSeq, a predicted model, not a curated record